Gigantopelta aegis is the source of this 834-nucleotide messenger RNA. RefSeq lists its product as uncharacterized. Lineage: Eukaryota; Metazoa; Mollusca; Gastropoda; Neomphalida; Peltospiridae. The transcript has a single exon. Gene Ontology annotation, molecular function: DNA binding; transcription coactivator activity. The record is from RefSeq and is a predicted model, not a curated record. Gene Ontology annotation, biological process: positive regulation of transcription initiation by RNA polymerase II. The coding region runs from base 262 to 828 and encodes 188 amino acids.
UGACACAAUGGUCUUUGUGUAGGAAACAAUGACACAAUGGCUUUUGUAUAGGAAACAAUGGCCUUUGUGUAGGGGGGUGCAGGUGUGCGUCCUUGGACUGAGCUGGGGGUGCCUCCCUCGGGUAUAAAAAGGGUGCUUUUUGUUUCAUUGCCAUUCGUUCGCCGAAAAGUCCACAGACAAGAUCUACGUCUAGUUUGUUUUAGAGAUUGAUGAUAUUCACAUUUUUGUGUUUUGUUGCUUUUUUUAUUUUGAAAGAAGAAGAUGGCAUCGGGACAUUCAUCAAGUACUACUCAAUGCCCUGAACAGGGUGAAAGAUCGCGAUGCCAACUAGAAAUUGGACAAAAUGUAUACGUUGUGGCCCAACCAUGGAAGCAAGAACUUUUGAUACAUAUCCGGAAAUUCGACAGUGAUAAGGGGAAAACAUUCCCCACCAAACAAGGUAUCGCUCUAAAUCUAAAGCAGUGGGUUGAACUGUGUGGAUGUAAGAGUCAGAUAGACGAAACGAUUUCAGCCUUGAAACAAGGGAAGGAUGAAACAUUGGUCAAACACCUUGGAGCCAAUGUUCAUGCUAGUAUGGACAAGAACUUUACUGGGGUGGACCUGCGUCAGUGGUGGUGGUGUGAUGAAAUGAAAUCUGUGAAACCUUCGAAGAAAGGAAUAUUCCUUUCUCUACAACAAUGGGAGAAAUUGAAAGGCUGUUUCACAGUCAUGUGUGAUUUUGUACCAGAGCUGAACUCGAGUGUGCCCUGCGCCAUGCAAGAUGACCAUCAAAACCAGAUGGGAUUUCUUCAGUGCUCCUUCUGCACCCCCAACGGGUACCAUCAAUAGAAUGAU